Ooceraea biroi (clonal raider ant) is the source of this 3811-nucleotide messenger RNA. RefSeq names its product sodium channel protein Nach. The record is from RefSeq and is a predicted model, not a curated record. Gene Ontology annotation, cellular component: plasma membrane. NCBI's taxonomy places the organism in Eukaryota, Metazoa, Arthropoda, Insecta, Hymenoptera, Formicidae. Gene Ontology annotation, biological process: sodium ion transmembrane transport. Gene Ontology annotation, molecular function: ligand-gated sodium channel activity.
UCAUAAUACUAAUGGAAUCGAUUUGUACUUGCAAUCGCGAUCAUCGAAAAAUAAAUCCACACACCACAAUUACCUGAUAACGGAAUGUUACAAGUGAUUCACCAUCGUCUACAUUUCAUUAAUUUUGCAAAACGUGAUAUAUAAUUUAAAGUGAGCCUUAGCACGCAACGUUUGCAUGCCUAGUAGCAACAAUACAAUUUUCUGUGUGCGAUAAAAUCAGCAUAAUUCUGAUCAAAGAACAGUACAACGCAACUCUACGUGGAAGAAACAUUGUCGAUCAAACGAGCAGUUUUCCGCGAAAUACUCUGUAAUAGCGAACGCCAAACAAAUAUUGAAUGAGUGGCGAGACUUCCAAUUCGUCUACAUCAUGAUAACAAUAUCUCAGGAGAAACGACAUAGAGUGAGAAGGACCAUGGUGAACCAUGUAGACAUUAAAUUUUCUGAAAUCGAGAAUUUGAUGAAAGCGAGAAUGAAGUCGUUCGACCGCGCUAAUUUUAAAUCGUACAGUGAUCAGUCAACGGAAAGUACAAAAGAACUUGCCUAUAAAUUUGUGCAGGAAUAUCUGCAAUGUAGUACAAUACAUGGCGUAAAGUACCUCGGCAAGUUACGAAUAAAACCCAGCAUUGUUGGAAGACUCUUCUGGGCUCUAAUCAUGAUAUGCAGUUUCCUCUUCUUAGCGUGGAUGCUCUCGAGAUUCUGGGCACGUUACACCGCGAAUCCAACUCGCACCGUCAUCGAGUCCUUUCAGACUCCGAUAUACAUGAUUCCAUUUCCAGCUAUAACUCUUUGUCCAUUAGUGGCACCGUUAGCGAAAACGCGCAUGAAAUUGCUCAAACGUUUACGUCUACCGGACAACAUGGACAACGAUACGGCGAAUUUUUUACUCAGAUAUGGGCCCUCAUGGGCAAACGAACACUCGCCUGCUGGUAAGGAUUACGUGAACAAUUUGGAAGAGCUUUUGGACAUAAACCAUAUGACGUUUAUGGAUUUUUUAAAAUUUCUGCGUCCCUGCGAGGACCUAUUCGACUCCUGUUCGUGGAACGGCGAGACGAAGAACUGUAGCGAAUUGUUCAAAGUGUCUUACACCUUCACAGGUAUAUGUUGUUCCUUCAAUUAUCUCCUCGAGGAUUAUAUAAAAACUGGCAGAAAGAAGAACGACUCCGACAUAGUCAGAACUGAUUUGUAUGGGCCAAAAUCAGGUCUCAGAAUUGUUCUGCAUCCGGACUUGUUAGCUCAUAUCGAUAAUACGGCGAUCAGAUUUUCGACAAAUUCCAUCGGUGUCGUGAUGUUUCCUCAUCAUCCUCUGGAGUAUGUCGGUACUAUAGCCGUCAGACAAAUUCUACAAGCGGAACAAGAAUUAUGGAUUUCCGUAACACCGCUCGUCAAGUCAUUUAAGACCAUCGAACAUUCUCAUCAAGAUGAUGCUGGAGAUCUGGUUCUACAUUGUGCGGAUGAGACCUUUAAAUUGAAAUAUUUUCCCACGUAUCAAUAUACGAACUGUUUCAUCAGCUGUGCCAUCAGGGCCGUUGUUCAACUCUGCGGUUGUGUGCCAUAUUACUAUGCACCCGUAGCUGACAUGUAUUCUUUAAGAAUCUGCGGCUGGGAAGACUGGCAAUGUCUUUACACGAAUGCGGAUGAAAUACGAAUCAUUCAGAACGUUAAGACAGAAAAUUUCUCAUGCGAAUGUAUAAAUCCAUGCUUGAAUGUAUUUUAUGAUAUACAAACAUUGUCAUCCGUACUGAAUGGUCAACAAGAUUUCAAUGUCUCGCCAGUUUACAAAAAUCUUUCGAAGAGCCAAGCUGUUCUAAGAGUAUAUCUGAGCUCCGAGACUUUCACGGUGAUGCACACAAUCCCGCUCGCUGAUAGAUUGUAUCUACUAGCAUCCGUGGGUGGCAUAUUUAGUCUUUUCGUGGGAUGCAGCUUUAUAAGCUCUAUCGAAAUUUUGUACUUCAUUGGACUAUUUCUGCGCUCUUAUUCCAGCUCCAAGAAGACAAAGUAAAACGAAGCAACACGCGUGCGAUUACAAGUUUCAUUGGCAUUAUUACCGGAAAGAUUGCGCGUGAUAUAAUUAUAUUUAACGUUCGUCGUUACUGAACAUGCUAACUGGAUGUCCAAUCGCAUUUUCGUCGCAGAGGUAAUCGUGCGAGAAACGACUGUCACCGUUACUUCAACUUCUGUCGGCUGUCGUAUACGGGUGCCUCGUCGAGCACUAAGAAACUGGAACGAUUAGAUCUAUUUCGGUCGGUUACUGGAGCGCUGCCGUAAUUCUACGCCCGUGAAAAUAUUCGGUAGCCGAGAACGUCUCACAAUCGUGUGGUCCUCCUUGAAGCAAGAUCGCGCAAGACAAAUGAUCCACGAGCCGCGAAUAAAUCACAAUGUCUGACCUUUCUUCGGCGCACCGAUCACUGUCACCAGUUUUCGAUACGUCAAUUUUCACGCCUACGUGACUCUACGUUCUAUGCAUGUUUUGCCAUCGGCAUGUGCACGCAUCUGUCUGGCAAUACGGCAAUAUCAAUCGUAACUCAAAAUAGCGGACGUGCAACGUAACGAUUAAUUUCCGAUACGAUCGAGCACGGCGAUGACAGAUUUAUGAGGCGCGACGAGAACACGCGACUCGUUGGAGUCCAGUAAAUCUGGUAUUUAGUCCUGUGAAUAUAUGAGAUACAUAAAUUGCCGUAAGUGAGACAACGAAAGGAGUGGAUGUUUCGCGGAUGAGAAACUGGGUAUUUAUAUCUAGAAGAAUAUUUCCGAAAUUUCGAAUGAAACAAGCGGCGUAAUUCGAUACUUGAGUCAUGCGGCGUGUCUCAGGAAUUCCUUGCCUUACAUAAUGUUUGAAAGCUUUUCGUUAAAGCAGCCCUAAUUGCCGCCCAGCAUUGAAGUCUGUGCUAAUCACGUCAGCUAUUUUCGCGAAUGCUGUCGAAAAUACCGAUUUAGUUCUACGCGGAACGUACAGUCGAACUUCGAGAGCUGGAGGCGCCGACUAUUUUUGGAGAAACGCCCACGUUUCGCAAGCACAUCGUUCACGUCUCUAUAACGUUCUCUAUUUGUUGUAACUCGUGAUGAACUCGUAUUUUCUUUUUUUUCUAAUCAUACCCUCUCACGUCACAGUCCGUUUUCCAGUAACACGAUGGUAAUUUAUUCAUUCCCGGAUAAGUCUCACUUAUUCAAAAGGAAUUCCAGUCAGCAUUCUAAACGAAAAGCUUUAUUUUCUGAUUUUCUGAUAUUACUGGAGAUGCGUCACGAAUCUGAGGAACUAACAUGAUAACGUGAUCGAGUAAAAUAAAUAAACGAGAUUCGAGAUAGGAACGCACGUAAGACCUGAUGUAUUUAUUUCGGCGACUUCAAGUGAGCACAGCUCGGUGACAAUGACAAUGUAAAUUGUAGCUAUAGAAAUGUACGUGAAAUAAAUAUUACAUUACAUUCUGAAAGUGUUCGUUGCUAGUUAUCUACGAAAAAAUAUAAUUAGAGUAACAUGAAUAGUUAUUUUUAGUGGGCAGCCGGUUUCCAUGGCGAGAAAUCGAAAUCGAAAUGUGGGGUAAGCUUUUCAAAUCUUGUCUAUCUGCCGUGGACAUACUUUUGAAUAAUUUGGAUCGCAGAAAUCGGUCACUAAAUAUUCACAAGCGAGUUGCAUGUCUCCACACAGGGGUACCUAGAUUGUAGAAAAUGUAAUAAAUGAUGGUGGGAACUGGCGAGCUUCGUGUGAGGUGUCCUGGCGAUUUUGGAUCCCCUGAAUGCAUCCGCUUUUUGACGUGUCUCUUCUUUGUUCUUCAGCCCUAAAAUACGAUUGUAUUUAAGAUAUUUAAAUAAAAAA